Molecule: messenger RNA, 7648 nt
Organism: Pongo pygmaeus (Bornean orangutan)
Lineage: Eukaryota; Metazoa; Chordata; Mammalia; Primates; Hominidae
Gene: USP44
Product: ubiquitin specific peptidase 44
Exons: 6
Coding region: 3909-6050 (713 amino acids)
Biological process (GO): protein deubiquitination
Molecular function (GO): zinc ion binding; cysteine-type deubiquitinase activity
Source: RefSeq, a predicted model, not a curated record
ACCCCAUCUGUACUAAAAAUACAAAAUUUGCCUUGCGUGGUGGCAUGUGCCUGUAAUCCCAGCUACUCGGGAGGCUGAGGCAGGAGAAUCACUUGAACCCGGGAGGCAGAGGUUGCAGUGAGCCAAGAUCACACCAUUGCACUCCAGCCUGGGCAAAAAGACUGAAACUUCACUCAAAAAAAAAAAAAAAAAAAAAAAGAUGGAAGGGAGGAGUAAAGAAAAUCCUUAAGAUUUCUAGCCUAGGUCCUAGAAUGAUAAUAUAGUAUGUGUUAGAGAAAAAUACUCGAUAAAAAGCUAAUUUGGGAAGGUAAGUUGCAUAGGUAAGCUGACUUUGGGUUGUGCCUGAGACUGGUUCAGAAAGGUUAGGGCUAAGGAUAAAGUCUGGGUAGUUAGCUGUCUAGAACUGAUGAUCAGACCUCUGCUGGAACCUCUGUAGGAUGAGUUCAUUAUCAGAAGAGGUUUGAAGAGCUACAAAAAUACAACAGGAAGGUAUUACACUGCAUGCUAAACUCUAGGUUGUAGGUUACAAAGGGCUGUAAUUUGAGUAAAUAGAAAUUAAUUUCAGAGAGUCCUCACUGUGGUGAGUAUAAGCAGUUUUAUGCUGUCGAACUGUAACAAGUUAAAUAUAUUACCUAUGAUAUUUGAUUUUGGAGUUUGAUGUAUACUGUUGAUUAAAAAUCCCUUAUAAGAUCAUCUAUUUCUCUCCUAAUCAUUUUAGCUUUUUGUUUAAUAAAUGCUUCAAUGAUAUACUGAUUCUACAUAAAAUUAGCUUUCAAUAAGUCAAAUAUAGUUAUUUAACUUUAGAGAUUUGCUGAAGGGAAUUUUUAAAAUGCAUGCUCAGUCAUAGGUGUGAAAAGUAUGAAGAGCUAGAAUGGCUUUCUUUGAACAAAUUAAAUUUUUUAUUGUCUUUUUGCACUGAAGAAUGAUAAAAAAGCUUUCAGAAUAUUUAUAAACACAUCUGUCUUUAAAAAUGAAAAUAGUAUACUUGGUGUUUAAAAAGCCAUUUCAUUGGGCCGGGCGCGGUGGCUCAUGCCUGUAAUCCCAGCACUUUGGGAGGCCGAGGCAGGCAGAUCACGAGGUCAGGAGACUAUCCUGGCUAACAUGGUGAAACCCUGUCUCUACUAAAAAUACAAAAAAAUUAGCUGGCCAUGGUGGCGGGCGCCUGUAGUCCCACCUACUCGGGAGGCUGAGGCAGGAGAAUGGUGUGAACCCAGGAGGCAGAGCUUGCAGUGAGCCUAGGUCGCACCACUGCACUCCAGCCUGGUCGACAGAGCAAGACUCCGUCUCAAAAAAAAAGAGCCAUUUCAUUGACAAGUCACACUGGUGAAAAAAGAAAAAGAAGAAAAAAGCCAUUUGAUAGCUACUAAUUUGAAUUUGGAGUGUGAAACAUUUUUUAAAUGCAUGAGAAUUAUAGCAUAGUUUUAAUCCUUAUAGAUUUCAUUCCAAGCAUCCUGUUUGUAAGGUGCUAUUAUAUUGGUACAGGUAAUAUUUUGUCAGAAUCUGCAUGAGGGAUAUAAAAAUGUUUUAUCAGGUAAUACCUCUUUAAAAUGAAUAUACUGCCAAAAAUCAUACAUCCAAUCUGCUGAUGCCAGAGCUAAUGGAUAGCUUCACAGCGGUGGAUUAGCAAAUGAAAAGAGGUGCUCUGAACCCAGUAGAGGAAUAUAGGAAGUGUCAAGAAAAUACUCCCAUCCUCCUUUCUUUCCUCCAAGAUCUUAGAUCUUUGUGUGAUGAGGCCCCUUUGGGGAUACCCUAGUUACUGUGUGAGUUACAGGAGAUCUCUGGAGACAGCAGCCUGGCUCUGCAGCUCCUGCUUUCCGCCAUGCCCUUGCCUCUGUUGUCUACCCCUUACUGAUUUCUUUCAUAAGUAGACAGGGUAAGUGGGCCCCCUGCCCUAAAAUAUUAAUCUCGUGAUCUGUCAUUCCACUAUUCUGGUUUCAUGUCUAUUUUUAAAAAGAUUUUAUCUUUGAGAGACCCCCUUUUAAAAUGCAAAUUCCCCUGGGAGAGGUCAGACCUUAGUUCUUAGCUAACAUCUUGAUUAUCUGUUAGUACCUUAGCUGGGCUUAGUACACAUUUGGCUGAGAAGAAGGAAUCCCUGGCUAAAAGUGAUCAACUAGAAGGAAACUAGCAUUUAUAAUAAUAAUUUAUUAUUAUUUUAUUACUAUUGGCAGCUAAGAUGUACUCAGGGCCAUAUUAUUAAGUGCCAGGAGUUGUUCUAAGUUAAUUCCCUCAACAACUCUAUUGGUAUUAUUACCACUGUUACUUUACAGAUAAGAAAACUGAGGUAUGUAGCACAUAAUUUAUGGUCACAUGGUAAAUCCUGUCAAGUGUUAAACUCAGGGAUUUAGAUUCCAGGGUGUGUUCGCUCACCGUUUUAGUGUAAUCCCUCUCUUCUACCGUGAUGUCUCUCAGAUAGAUGAAAUCUAAUCAAGAUUUCACCCUUUUCACAAUUUUGUAUCAAAUAGAAUGAUGUGUUUAAUUAUAGAUGCCACUUCCCUUUGAAGGUCAAAUACUUUGUUAUUAUCUAAAUAGAUUUUUUAGCAAUAGCUUCAAUGAAACAGGUACUUUUUUUGUAUUCAAGGGAAUUUGCAGAGUAGAGAAAGGAGUAAAGAGGCUAGUGUACAAUUUAGCACAUACUUAACACUAUCUGAGCUGUUUUUAUUUAAAACAUGUUAUUUUUACAAUUUUGAAAGUAUAGAUUAAUAAAGAAAGUAUAGUAAUUUGCAGUCCCAUUACCCAGAGAUAACCUCAGAAUAAAUGUAUUCUCACCAGGCUUUUUUCUACUGAGCCUUUUCUGAAAGUGUUAACUCAUUCUGCGUCUUUAAAAUUUUGGAAUGAAAUGAUCUUUUUUGCUGGCAUUUCCUUCUUCAUCUCUGCAAGGAUGUUGAACUAAUAAUUAUUUUCAGCCUGGCAUGGUGGCUCACGCCUGUAAUCCCAGCACUUUGGGAGGCCAAGGCAGGCAGAUCACACGGUCAGGAGCUCAAGACUAGCCUGGCCAACAUGGUGAAACCCUGUCUCUACUAAAAAUACAAAAAUUAGGUGGACAUGGUGACGUAUGCCUGUAAUCCCAGCUACUCGGGAGGCUGAGGCAGGAGAAUCGCUUGAACCCAGGAGGUGGAGGUUGCAGUGAGCUAAGAUAGCACCACUGCGCUCCAGCCUGGGCGACAGAGUGAGACUCUGUCUCAAAAAAUAAAAUAAUGUAAAAAUUAUUUUCUAUGAUUUGCUAGAAACAUGUUUAACUAAAUUUUCUCUGUAUUCAUUUUAUCAUUUUGAAUAAAAGGUAAUACGGAGUCUUGGAUUCUUCCCUUAACCUCCAAAUUGAGUAAGUUUUCUCAACCAAUGUUUGUUAAGCACUAAUUCUACCUCUGCCCCUUUCUUCAAAACUGCUAUACUCCUGCAGCUUUAAUUUCCUUAUAAUUUCUGGACUGCUAGUCUCUCUUAAUCACUCGUCCCUUCUCCAGAGCUCUUUGUAAUUCAGAUCCCUCUGUAACCCACAGAUCUGAUCAUAUCAUCCUCCUCUACAGAUUUCUUCAGUGACUCUAUGUUGCUCAUAGGCCCUAGAAGCAAGCUUGGGGAUGAUUAGGGCAAGUAAUUCUCUGAGUCCCAGGUACCAGCGAGUGGCCUUAGAAGAGGAGUUGCUGGUGUGCGCAGACUUCAGGUGGCCACAUGCCCUUGGCCUUGGUGACUACACAUUAAUAGAGGAGGGCCACAGCAAGGAUCCCCUAAAGUGGUUGUUUAGGUCUAGAUGCAGACCAUGCUACUGUGUGUUGAGAGUAGACUGUUGGUGGCAGUAAGGACAGAAGUGGAGAGACCAUCUGGGAGCCUUACUGCAGUAAUCCAGUUUUCAGAUGCUUCAAGUGUUGUGAACAGAGACUUGUUUGGAUUAUGCAUUUCUCAGCUAGACUAAAUAAAUGCUAGCAAUGGAUAAGUGCAAACAUGUUGGGCAGCUGCGGCUUGCUCAAGACCAUUCCAGCCUCAACCCUCAGAAAUGGCACUGUGUGGACUGCAAUACGACCGAGUCCAUUUGGGCUUGCCUUAGCUGCUCCCAUGUUGCCUGUGGAAGAUACAUUGAAGAGCAUGCACUCAAGCACUUUCAAGAAAGCAGUCAUCCUGUUGCAUUGGAGGUGAAUGAGAUGUAUGUUUUUUGCUACCUUUGUGAUGAUUAUGUUCUGAAUGAUAAUGCAACUGGAGACCUGAAGUUACUACGAAGUACAUUAAGUGCCAUCAAAAGUCAAAAUUAUCACUGCACAACUCGUAGUGGGAGGUUUUUACGGUCCGUGGGUACAAGUGAUGAUUCUUAUUUCUUAUAUGACAGUGCCCAAUCUCUGCUUCAAAAUGAAGAUCAAAUGUAUACUGCUCUUUGGCACAGGAGAAGGAUACUAAUGGGUAAAAUCUUUCGAACAUGGUUUGAACAAUCACCCAUUGGAAGAAAAAAGCAAGAAGAACCAUUUCAGGAAAAAAUAGUAGUAAAAAGAGAAGUAAAGAAAAGACGGCAAGAAUUGGAGUAUCGAGUUAAAGCAGAAUUGGAAAGUAUGCCUCCAAGAAAGAGCUUACGUUUACAAGGGCUCGCUCAGUCGACCAUAAUAGAAAUAGUUUCUGUUCAGGUGCCAGCACAAACGCCAGCAUCACCAGCAAAAGAUAAAGUACUCUCUACCUCAGAAAAUGAAAGAUCUCAAAAAGUCAGUGACUCCUCAGUUAAACGAAGGCCAAUAGUAACUCCUGGUGUAACAGGAUUGAGAAAUUUGGGAAAUACUUGCUAUAUGAAUUCUGUUCUUCAGGUGUUGAGUCAUUUACUUAUUUUUCGACAAUGUUUUUUAAAGCUUGAUCUGAACCAAUGGCUGGCUAUGACUGCUAGCGAGAAGACAAGAUCUUCUUGUAAGCAUCCACUAGUCACAGAUACAGUAGUAUAUCACAUGAAUGAAUGUCAGGAAAAAGAUACAGGUUUUGUUCGCUCCAGACAAUCAAGUCUGUCAUCAGGACUAAGUGGUGGAGCAUCAAAAAGUAGAAAGAUGGAACUUAUUCAGCCAAAGGAGCCAACCUCACAGUACAUUUCUCUUUGUCAUGAAUUGCAUACUUUGUUCCAAGUCAUGUGGUCUGGAAAGUGGGCGUUGGUCUCACCAUUUGCUAUGCUACACUCAGUGUGGAGACUCAUUCCUGCCUUUCGUGGUUACGCCCAACAAGACGCUCAGGAAUUUCUUUGUGAACUUUUAGAUAAAAUACAACGUGAAUUAGAGACAACUGGUACCAGUUUACCAGCUCUUAUCCCCACUUCUCAAAGGAAACUCAUCAAACAAGUUCUGAAUGUUGUAAAUAACAUUUUUCAUGGACAACUUCUUAGUCAGGUUACAUGUCUUGCAUGUGACAACAAAUCAAAUACCAUAGAACCUUUCUGGGACUUGUCAUUGGAGUUUCCAGAAAGAUAUCAAUGCAGUGGAAAAGAUAUUGCUUCCCAGCCAUGUCUGGUUACUGAAAUGUUGGCCAAAUUUACAGAAACCGAAGCUUUAGAAGGAAAAAUCUACGUAUGUGACCAGUGUAACUCAAAGCGUAGAAGGUUUUCCUCCAAACCAGUUGUACUCACAGAAGCCCAGAAACAACUUAUGAUAUGCCACCUACCUCAGGUUCUCAGACUGCACCUCAAACGAUUCAGGUGGUCAGGACAUAAUAACCGAGAGAAGAUUGGUGUUCAUGUUGGCUUUGAGGAAAUCUUAAACAUGGAGCCCUAUUGCUGCAGGGAGACCCUGAAAUCCCUCAGACCAGAAUGCUUUAUCUAUGACUUGUCCGCGGUGGUGAUGCACCAUGGGAAAGGAUUUGGCUCAGGGCACUACACUGCCUACUGCUAUAAUUCUGAAGGAGGGUUCUGGGUACACUGCAAUGAUUCCAAACUGAGCAUGUGCACUAUGGAUGAAGUAUGCAAGGCUCAAGCGUAUAUCCUGUUUUAUACCCAACGAGUUACUGAGAAUGGACAUUCUAAACUUUUGCCUCCAGAGCUCCUGUUGGGGAGCCAACAUCCCAAUGAAGACACUGAUACCUCGUCUAAUGAAAUCCUUAGCUGAUCCAAAGACAAUGGGGUUUUCUUCCUGUGAUUUAUAUAUAUACUUUUUAAAAGACUGAUGUACCAUUUUAAACUUCAUUUUUUCUUGUGAAUCAGUGUAUACUACAUUUAUACAUUUUAUAUCUAACCACAAUUUUUUUUUUUUUUUUUUACAAAGUAUAAAUGUGUAUAUCAACUGAAGGUAACUACUUUUUUCAAAUAUUUGGAGUUUUAAACUUUUGGUGUUUACCUCAGACUGAUGUUACCUCUUUUAUAUUUUUAUGUCUUAAUUGGCUCGGAUGAUGAACUUGUGCAAUCUUCUACCAACAAAGUUCAAGUGGCAUCAUUUUAUAUACAUGUAUCUUUUUCAGGUAUUUUCUAUAUAAAUUCUUAAUAGAUGGAAAAUUAGACUCUACUUUGGUCACUAAUAGUCUUUCAUUUGUAUAUUGAAGUUACCUUGCCCCUUGGAGUUAUUGAAGUGACAUGUCAAGGUAUCACCUAAAUAUUCUUCAGUCACACUCACUGGUGUUUCUGAGGCUUUGUGUGUUAACAGGCCUUGUAAUUGACAUUAUUUUGGUUAAUGUAACCCCAAAAUUGUUUUAGUAAUUGCUCUUUAUUUGGCAUAGUCAAACUAUAAAUGAAAAUGGCAGCUUUACAAAUCGUAUAUUUAAGUGAACUCUGGAACUAUGGACAUGAAAAAAUGAUGGCUGGGAUUUAUGAUUUUUGUCUGGCAGCGAACAGGUUUGUCCAGAAGUCUAAUAAUUAAGCAGUCAUAAAAAGUCUGAAUUUAGCAAACCAGUGUAUGAUGUUAUUCAAAUAGUUUACCUUGGGUAUGAGUUCAUUUUAUAAUGUCUGAUGACAUUAGAUCUCUUAAAACUUUAUGUAUUUUUUUUUAGUUCAAAGGAAUAGAGUCUUGAAGAGAAAAAAUUAUAGGGCAGAAAAGAUAAGUGUUCAAAAUUGGCAACUGGACUAUUAUGUCUAGCAUCUCAUUCUCCUAAAUAACUAAAGCUUGAUUUACUCUUGCUAGGAUUAUGUGACUACUAGGUAGGAGCCUCUUAAAACACUGGCCCUGAGCAUUAAAAAAAACUAAAAGCUAUCUAAACUUACAAAAAAAAAAUACAGUGCGAGUCACUCUUUUUGUUCUUCUCUGAUAAUCUCACUGGAUUUCUUUAAAGUCCUGUUGCUGCUAACUUUAUAUAUCUUAUUCGGAGAGGGUAGAAUCAACUAAUCUCUGUAGACCAGAUAUGUAUCUAAAAGCUCUGUUAACCACAGGAAGAUCGUGUAUCCUUUUUUUAUAAGUGGGUUUAUUUGCAGGUUGAAGUCUUAGUGAAAGAUAAUAUCCUGUAGAAUGCUGUUCACCACUAGUGAUCAUCUGUUAAGUACAAACUUGAAAGAGAUCUCUACCAGUAAAUUUUUCUUAAAUUUCACAAAACAAGUCAUCUGGGUUAGCUGAUAGUGAAGUGCAAUGAGACUUUUAUCACUGAACAGACAAAUCAUUUGUGCCAAAAAUACAUCUGGAAUAUUAAAUGGCUAUGUUUAAAAUUUUUCAUAAUACCUAUGCAAGUUGUUACCUCAACUGUUACACACUUAAUACCUCAUUAAAAAUUUACAUGGUCAAGA